Messenger RNA from Hyalella azteca, 3075 nucleotides. Its product is annotated as very low-density lipoprotein receptor-like. Gene Ontology annotation, molecular function: protein binding. The annotation marks the transcript as partial. The transcript has 5 exons. The record is from RefSeq and is a predicted model, not a curated record. Lineage: Eukaryota; Metazoa; Arthropoda; Malacostraca; Amphipoda; Hyalellidae.
ACGUCCUCGUACAGCUUCUGUGAUGGACGAGUUCACUGCAUGAACGGCCGUGACGAGGAUACCUGCUGGAGCAAACCAUGUCCCCCGGACCGCGUUGCGCAGUGCGAGUCGACGACUCUGUGCUUGUCGCUCUCUGAGCUCUGCGACGAUCAGUACCAGUGCCCGGGGGGUGAAGACGAGGACCUCAACUUCUGCAAGAGAUUUCCUUGCCCUCCGGAGAGGCCUUUUAGGUGCCGUAGCGGCAAAUGCAUCGCGGCGUCUAAGCUCUGCGACGGUAAGUUCAUGGACUGCGAUCAAGGAGAAGACGAGGCGCUGAACUACUGCCACCGACUGCACCGCUGCACUGGUAACAAGUCAUUCAAGUGUGACUACGGCAUGUGUGUGGACAACACAGCCGUGUGUGACGGCAUUUAUAACUGCCUUGACGGCACUGACGAGAUACAGUGCAGCAGAACUGCCUGUCCCGUCAACAGGCCGUUCAAGUGCGGCAACGGAGAGUGCAUCACCAUGGAUACGGUUUGUAACGGCCACAUCGACGGCUGCAGCGACGGCUCUGACGAACACAACUGUUCGAACUUCACGUGUCCACCUGAGCGGAACUUCAAGUGCAACAACGGCCGCUGUAUUGACGGGUAUUUUUUACUGGUCUGCGACGGUCGGAACACAUGUGCGGACGGCGACGACGAACUAGAAUGUGACGCUCGGUCGUGCCCUCCGGACCGCCCUGACAGGUGCCCUGGCAGCGCAGUGUGCGUCAAGGCGAACAUGUGUGACGGUGUCAACGACUGCCCCGACGGCAGUGACGAACGCGAUUGUCCAAAGAAACCAAUGAACGAAGACGACGAGUACGAAAACAAUGACAUCAACUCUGUCGAGGAUUAUAAGUACGAUGACUAUGACUAUGUGGACAUGAUCAAAAACACAGGUAUUCAACCUGAGGACACGAAUCUAGAAGAGGUCGAGGAAGCCAACGAUGAAGAGAAGCCAAUCGUCCCUCCUGAAGUGGAUAUUGUGCGUCCUGUGGAUACCACUGGUGAGCACAGCGGUAACGGUCAGAGGCACGGUUACGACUGGGACCCGAAUGCUUCCAGGGGCACGGUCGUAGAGGAGGAUAAGAAAGAGCCAGAAGACAGGGAAGAGGAAGGAGGUUCCCCCGAACCCGUUGCUGCCAAGGACCGAACAAACGGCGCCUUGAGUCAGUCUUGUGCUCUUUGUUAUGUAGUGCUGGCUUUAAGCUUCGUUGUGAUUCAAUUGAGGUCUAGGUACUGAAUUCCGAUGUCAUUUUCUUUGUAUUAUACGAAGUUUAUAUUCUCCAUCUUCUUGUGAAUGAUGGGCAGUCAAAGAAGCUAUUAUGUCUAUGCUACCAAAGCCAACGAACGUAAAUGAUGCGAGUCCAACGCUUUUGCUUCAACAUUAUUGCCAGCCGUGCCAAUUGAAAACUCUGUGCCUAAAGUGGAGAAAAUUCUCCUCCCAGCCAUGUGCCUUGAAUUAUUUUGUCUAAAUCUAAAAAAAAAUCCGGUAGUUAACUACUUAAUUUUUAUAGAUGUCAGUGUUAUUUCUCCCGAGCUGUUUUGAGCCAAAUUUUACUACAAGCCUGAAUGAUCGGUAAUUUCCUAAAGUAUUAAAUUUAUUUAGAUGUGUGUUCGUAGCUUGCCGUCACAAUGUCGAUCUAGGAAUGCACUUUUACGAUAUAAGUUUGUCUCUUCACUACACGGGUGUGCAUCGUUAUUGUAUAUUAAUUUCUUUGUAAAUAAAUCAAUUUUAGUUGUUACGGCCUGGCAAGAGAGAUGCAUGUGAAGGCAAUGAUCUUCUGAAAGCUGAAUUACGGGGCACGAAAAAUGAAGUUUUUAAUUUAACAAUAUUCAACAUCGGUCGUGCAAGCGAAAGAAAAAAGUGCCAGGAAAGAUGGUUCAUUUUGAUGCAUUGCAUCUUUUGAAGGUGCUAUUAAUUUUCUAGAGUAUCAAUUUAUUUAGUGCCAAUAUAUAUAGUACAGCUCGGCGCCGCAGUUUUGUAUAGAUGCCGUGAGCUUUGAAUCUUUCUUGUGUAGCCAUAUUGCCUCAUGGCAAUUUGAUCUAAUGCAUGGUAUCAUACGCCUAUGAUCUUUGUAUGUUUUCUAGGUUUCUGACUCAAAGGUUCUAAAUUUAACUUUAAAAUUACCUAUGACAUUUUUAAAUUUGAUAUUCGUAUAUUUGAGUUGAGUCGUCCAAUUCUUUAUUUCUCGUAGACCUCAGUUCCGGUUUUACCGCUAUAGACUUUUUUAAUCCAUUGGACUGUGCGUGGCUGGCCCGUUGUCAUCCUAACUUUUAUAAAGCCAAAUUUAUUUUAAUUGAAAUAAUUUUUCUGUAUUCUUAAUGAAAUCGGAGCUCUUUCGUAUAAUACAAGCAUGCCAUUUCAAUAUAAAUGUGGUUGCGUAAUUUUUUUUACUCAUUGCUAGCGUCGCAUUUAAACGAAACUUAAUCACAUAACCAAGGCUCACUAUAAUUAUAUUUUGUUCUUAUUAUUUUUGACGAUACUUUACUCGCAAUAGUUAUUCGUCCGGUUUUCGGUAAUUCAUAUGAGGCGAAUUACAGAAGCCACAUUGUUUCAUUUCAUUUGAGUCUACUUACUUGCAAAUGUGAUCGAAUUAUCAUCAAAAUCGUAAUUCUUCCAGGAUAUUUGACGAAAUUAGUUUAUAUUUUUACUUAGAUAUUUCAGCUAACGGACUGAAGCACUGUAUGUCACUGGAGAGAAAAUGUUUCGUUCUAGAACAAAACUCUAUUUUUAAUUCAGAUUUAUUUUGAAUAAUAAGAGAGUUCUUUCCUGCAUCGGGCCACAUGAAUCAUCAUUCUCCUACCGCAGGGCAAACCAUAUUGCAAAGGGGGAAAUUGCAUUUUUUUGCAAGAAAUAAUUUCAUCUUGUCGUUAAAUUUUUGUCAGAACCUUUGACGUAGGUUAAGCAUUGUUGGUUGGAUAAUACGUAACAGGUUUACUCUGUUUGGUUAGUACAAAUCAUUUUGUGGCAUUGAAAUUAAGACCUUUGAACUUUGAGUUAGUAGGCACGAGUUUUCGUCGUAUUAAAGUGUCCUGUGAAUGAUAA